Molecule: messenger RNA, 1131 nt
Organism: Microcebus murinus (gray mouse lemur)
Lineage: Eukaryota; Metazoa; Chordata; Mammalia; Primates; Cheirogaleidae
Gene: FDX1
Product: ferredoxin 1
Biological process (GO): P450-containing electron transport chain
Cellular component (GO): mitochondrion
Molecular function (GO): 2 iron, 2 sulfur cluster binding; electron transfer activity
Source: RefSeq, a predicted model, not a curated record
AUGGCCGCCGCCGCGGGGUGCCCGGCUCCUGCGCGCGCGCCUGCGCGGCCUGGCGCCGCCGCCGUGGCUGCUCCUCGCGGGCCCGCGCCGAGCGGGGGCCUGCUGGCGACCCGGGCCGGGCGGAGCGCGGGGGCCUGCCGGCCGCUGAGCCUGUCGGCGCCGGCGCGGAGCAGCUCAGAAGAUAAAAUAACAGUCCACUUUCUAAACCGUGAUGGUGAAACAGUAACAGCCACAGGAAAAGUUGGUGAUUCUCUGCUAGAUGUUGUGGUUGAAAAUAAUCUAGAUAUUGAUGGUUUUGGUGCCUGUGAGGGAACCUUGGCUUGCUCUACCUGUCACCUCAUCUUUGAAGACCACAUAUUUGAGAAGUUAGACCCAAUCACUGACGAGGAGAAUGACAUGCUUGAUCUGGCAUACGGACUUACAGACAGAUCACGGUUGGGCUGCCAAAUCUGUUUAACGAAAUCUAUGGACAACAUGACUGUUCGAGUACCUGAAACAGUGGCCGAUGCCAGACAGUCCAUUGACAUGGGCAAGACCUCCUAAGCUAGAAUAAAUAGAAAUAUUUUUGCGAAACUUUACCUACCUAUUUUUAUAAUUAUUAUUGAUAUAAUUAAAUGUGAACAUGGAUGAAUGGAUCAUGACUAGCUUCACUACUUUAAUUCACCUUGUAUAGCUACUGAAUUUUGUAGUUCUGAAAAUAUGCAAUUUUUAUUUUGGUUAAAUUGUAAAAAUGUCAACAAAAUAUUAGAAAAUAGUUGAUAUGACAAAACCUAACAUCUUUUACCUUACAUUUGUUUAGCAACUUUAGCCAAAUGUUUUCACAUAAUCUUAAUGUCUGUUAACCUAGAAGGUAGGUUUGAAAAAAGGCGUCAUUAUCCCGGUUUGAUGUAAGUGAAGGCAGAGAUCUAAAACAGCUUGUUUAGGGCCAUAUAACUAAUUAUUAAAUCUGUACUAGAGCCUGCAUCUUGUUACUACAAGUUAUAUGUUCAGACUAAAACUGUAGAAAUUCUGACUGUCUUAUUUAUAGCAGUAAUUAAGUCUGUGUAUAGACAAAAAUAUUUAAUUGCUCAGCAAACUGCCUCAGUUUAAAGAUAGUCAUUAACCUUAUAAAUAAAUAUUUCAAAAUUUUGA